Molecule: messenger RNA, 978 nt
Organism: Spizellomyces punctatus DAOM BR117
Lineage: Eukaryota; Fungi; Chytridiomycota; Chytridiomycetes; Spizellomycetales; Spizellomycetaceae
Exons: 1
Coding region: 1-978 (325 amino acids)
Source: RefSeq, a predicted model, not a curated record
AUGUCUGUUGCCGAAUUAGUAAAACUACUACAGCAAGGUAACACUGAUGUAACUGCUUACAACUCUGAGCAGGUUGAACGUGAUGUGUUCUGGAAAGAAAAAAGAAAAUGGGUUGACUCAAAGUUACCUACAGGCUAUUUCAAGCACCCGCUGUUAAACAAGUAUCGUUCAUUUGGUAAGGUUGAUACACAAUUUGUCAGUGACCCAUACUAUAUUGAAAUUGAUAAUAGACGUUUUGGUGAACUGAGAGAUGAAAAUGGACGCUCUUUGAAUCCUGAUACAUUUCGUCCCAUUGUGUCUGAUGCAGAACUCAAACAGAUGCGGGAGGGUCGUACCCGGAUGAAUGCUCCGAGUGCUAAUCAAGAAACUAGGUAUCCGAUAAACCACGGUAGUGAAGGAUACAAAAAUGACAUAGAUUUGAUUGCACGCAUCCGACGAAUGCGCGAAGGUUAUGAAGAGUUUAUAAAAGAGGAAAAACGUAAGGAAUUGGCUGACAUACAGCGUUUCCGCUCUUCACAUGGUAUUCACAAUCCUGGGGAGAGUUUGCUAGAAACAACUGGCUUGGGCACUAGGGGUACUGAUAUUUCUGCCUCAAGAGAUGAAUACAACAUGCAACGUGGCGUGAUACGACCUACUCCUGCUUUGUCUGAGAACAUCUUUUAUGAGGAAGGAGGCACGCCACCUACACAAUUAGUUCUACAUAGGCGAUCUGAAUCACCAACCUCAGGCUUACCAUCACUAGCGCCGAUGGAUGACUCACCAUCUCCAUCAUCAUCUGCAUUUGACUUCACAACAAUGCAGCCAUCGCCAAGGCUUCACGAGAGGAGAAACCCGAGAGAAUCAUCCUUGCAGGAAGUUUACAAUCCAAGAACCGGUAAUUGGAUUAGAAAAAAUGGUAAGGUACACAAGGAACUUAAGAAAGAGUGGGCAAGUAAUUCUUAUAAGAUACCAUCAUCAUGGACAAAAGAACCUCGCUAA